GCUGCCGUCACUGACUGCUCUUCACGCUUCGUCCGGAACGAUGUCGGCUUCCAGAGUAGCUCUUGGAGCAGCGAUGCUGGCCCCGAUGGCCCUGGGUUUUCUCGCUCCAAUCUCCUUGCCACGUGGUACGUCCAACCCUGCUGGUGCCAUCAACUCAGCAACAUCAGCAGCUGCGGCAAGCAGCUGCAGCGGCAGACGAGCUCCUGUAACAGCAGUGAGGAUGAGCACAAGAAACGAACCACAGCAGAAACAGCAGCUGAAGGCUUUGGAGAUGACCCCACGAAGAAAACAGUUCUUCCGUAUGGUGUCAGAGGGCCUCAAAGUUGGUUUCGAGGGCGAGGACCUCUCCCGUGUGGAGAACUUCGUCCGCUAUUGCAAAGGAGAGCUCGAGUACAAGGCGCUGGGCCCGCUCCAUCAGCCCAGCGAGGAGUAUGUAGAGGGCCUGCGAGCCAAGCCGUGGUGGGAACCGCAGGAGUUCGAGUGGAUAAGCGAAAUGGAGGAGAGGUCAAGCAUCGUCAUCGACGAGUUCAAGGCGUUCUGGAACGACCCUUUGUCGGGGUUUGCGAAAGACAGCGUCAACAUGAACAUCAUGGGCAAGGGUUGGAGCGGCGUCCGCCUUCAGCGGCUGGGCGAGUGGAUACCGGAGAAUUGCGAGAAGUUUCCCAAGACCGUCAAGCUACUGAAGGAGCUGGAGAUUCCCCUGGCGGUGCGCGGAGUAAUGUUCGCGCGGCAGGUGCCCGGGAGCGGGGUGUCUCCGCACACGGACGGAAGAAAUUUCAUUUUGACCACACAUCUCGGGGUAGACGUACCGGAGGAUUGCUGGAUGCGGGUUGGGGAGGAGAAGAGGAGUUGGGAGAACGGCAAGGCGCUGAUCCUGGACACGAGCUUCGAACACGAGACCCGCAACGAUUCUCGGCGCGACAGAAUCGUCCUGAUCAUCGACUACUGGCAUCCAGACCUCACGAAGGCCGAGCAAGAAGCCCUGGCGUUCGUGUAUGACCUUCGAAACAAGUUCGAGUCCGGAGAGAUACCGCUAGAGGAGCCGGAAGAGAAGGGCUUGUUCGGGGCUUUCAAGCGGGCGUUCCAACAGUAG
Molecule: messenger RNA, 1093 nt
Organism: Ectocarpus siliculosus
Lineage: Eukaryota; Phaeophyceae; Ectocarpales; Ectocarpaceae
Source: the annotation of a GenBank genome assembly